CAGCUGAACCUUUUUUUGCUGAAAAUAUGGCAAGCAUGGAUGUGCUGUCAACCAGGUUUUUCAUCUAUGAUCAAUUUUACAGUCAUGAGUUGCGGAAGCAAAGCUUUGCAGACUGGCCAUUUAGAGAUGAAUGCAAAUGCACACCUGAAAAGAUGGCCAAGGCUGGGUUUGUCCACUGUCCUAGUGAGAAUGAACCUGAUGUUGCCUGCUGCUUCUUCUGUCUGAUUGAGCUGGAGGGCUGGGAACCAGAUGAUGAUCCUUGGCGUGAGCAUGUAAAGCGGUCUCCCACAUGUGGAUUUUUUUCCAUGAGAACAGACUUCACUGAGCUCACUGUGUCAGAGUUCUAUCACCUGGAAAAAGAGAGGUUAAAGAUCUACAUUAGGAAGGUUUGUCAGAAGAAGAUGGCCUGUAUGCGUGAUUACAUAGAUCAUAUUCUUGAGGGCCUUAAAUCUCAAUUGGACUUGAAAUGAUUCUGCAUAUUUUUUCAUUUGUCUACUUUAAUUUCUCUUCUAAUCUUGAUGGUGCAGCAAGCAUCCAUUAUCUCUGGUUUUAACACAAUAGUUCUUAGAUCAAUAAAGUUUUGAGAAA
Messenger RNA from Melanotaenia boesemani (Boeseman's rainbowfish), 588 nucleotides. It is a transcript of the gene birc5b, whose product is annotated as baculoviral IAP repeat containing 5b. Bases 27 to 470 code for a protein of 147 amino acids. The transcript has 4 exons. The record is from RefSeq and is a predicted model, not a curated record. NCBI's taxonomy places the organism in Eukaryota, Metazoa, Chordata, Actinopteri, Atheriniformes, Melanotaeniidae.